Formica exsecta is the source of this 283-nucleotide messenger RNA. Its product is annotated as WD repeat and FYVE domain-containing protein 3-like. The record is from RefSeq and is a predicted model, not a curated record. Gene Ontology annotation, molecular function: metal ion binding; ubiquitin binding. The coding region runs from base 4 to 273 and encodes 89 amino acids. Lineage: Eukaryota; Metazoa; Arthropoda; Insecta; Hymenoptera; Formicidae. Gene Ontology annotation, cellular component: ESCRT I complex; late endosome membrane. The transcript is spliced from 2 exons. Gene Ontology annotation, biological process: multivesicular body assembly; intralumenal vesicle formation.
ACGAUGCAUACUGCCUACGAUCGUAAGGAUAAUGCAGAACCGGCGUCUAUCGCAGCUUUAGCGGUAUCAAGGGAUCAUAGAACAGUAUAUGUGGGUGACACUCGUGGCAGAGUAUUUUCAUGGAGCGUGUGUGAACAACCCGGACGCACGGUCGCCGAUCAUUGGCUGAAAGACGAAGGAGCGGAUUCUUGCGUUGGUUGCGGCGUUCGAUUCAAUUUAUAUGAAAGAAGGCAUCAUUGUCGCAACUGUGGACAAGUAUUCUGCUCCAGGUAAGUCUUAAGUA